AUGGCGCCGCUAUCCCUCUACGUCAGCUUCUAUACUUCUGUAGCAAAAGCCGCGUUCACUCUCAUCUUCGCACGCCUGUAUAGCCCCCAACGCCCUCCUCACCGCGACCUCAAAGGUCAAACCGCAGUAGUUACGGGCGCAAAUAGCGGCAUCGGUCUUUCAAUCGCGACUGCGCUCGCAAAACAAGGCGCAACUGUAUAUCUGGCUUGCCGCAAUGUCGAGAAGGGCCAUGCAGCUGUCGCUUCCAUCGUUUCGCAGCUAGGCCAUGAAGGAGAAAAGAGGGUGUUUUGCUGGAAAGUCGAUGUUGGAGACCUGGACAGCGUACGAGUGUUUUGUGAAAAAUGGAAGGAGGAGGGCAGGAAGAUCGAUAUGCUCGUGUACGUAACGUCACUGCAUAAUGCUGGAAUUGCGGAACCCCCCACUGGCACGAGGAAGACGGACAAAAAAGGCCGGGACAUAGUUCUUGUUACGAACUUCCUUGGGAGCUUUUUGAUGACAUGCUUUCUCGAGAAGUAUCUGAGUGAGAAGGGAAGGGUGGUAUUGACGAGUAGUACGGGCCAUUACGAUGCGGUGGGGAUGUUGAUGCGCACUAGACCUGAAAGCGUGGCCUCGAAGACCGCUGGUGAUGAGGGCGGUGUUGCUCGAGGACCUCUGGGGAGGUUGAAAGCGUACCUUGGUAUAGACACAGGUACCUUGCAUUCCUACGGACUGUCCAAAGCACACCAAGUUCUUUUCGCCGCCUGGCUCCAGCGUCGUUUUGAUUCCUCCCAAAACAACCAACGCACGGCACACGCAUUCAGUCCUGGCUUCACUUCUACGCCUAUAUUCGGCAAGAUCGCCCUGUCUUGGAAGACAUGGUUCAUUAAUCCUCCUUUCGCUCUUCUCAAGGUGACGGAGAAGUAUGUUGCGGUCGAUACGGGCGAGGGUGCGAAGACCGGGUCCUGGCUGGCGAGUUGUGGCGGGGAGCAAGGGAUUGAAGGGGGUGGCUAUUGGGAGUGGAUGAGUAGAAGGAUGAGUCUUAUUGAUCUCGUGGAAAGAGAGCUUGGGGAAGAGGAGUGGAAAAAGGGUUGUGAAAGGGUUUGGAAACGGUGGGAGGACGAUAGCGGGUGCACCUGGGGUGUGGCGCUUUGA
Messenger RNA from Alternaria atra, 1131 nucleotides. RefSeq lists its product as uncharacterized. The transcript has 2 exons. NCBI's taxonomy places the organism in Eukaryota, Fungi, Ascomycota, Dothideomycetes, Pleosporales, Pleosporaceae. The record is from RefSeq and is a predicted model, not a curated record. The coding region runs from base 1 to 1131 and encodes 376 amino acids.